Messenger RNA from Heterocephalus glaber (naked mole-rat), 3557 nucleotides. RefSeq names its product potassium voltage-gated channel subfamily Q member 3 (gene Kcnq3). The record is from RefSeq and is a predicted model, not a curated record. Gene Ontology annotation, biological process: potassium ion transmembrane transport. Gene Ontology annotation, molecular function: voltage-gated potassium channel activity. Lineage: Eukaryota; Metazoa; Chordata; Mammalia; Rodentia; Bathyergidae. Gene Ontology annotation, cellular component: membrane; voltage-gated potassium channel complex.
AUGGGGCUCAAGGCGCGCAGGGCGGCGGGGGCGGCUGCUGGCGGCGGGGGCGGAGGCGGCGGGGCUGCUAACCCAGCCGGAGGGGACGCGGCGGCGGCCGGGGACGAGGAGCGGAAAGCGGGGCUGCCGCCCGGGGAUGCGGAGCAAGUCACCUUGGCGCUGGGGGCCGGAGCCGACAAAGACGGGACCCUGCUGCUGGAGGGUGGCGGCCGCGACGAGGGGCUGCGGAGGACCCCGCAGGGCAUCGGGCUCCUGGCCAAGACCCCUCUGAGCCGCCCGGUCAAGAGGAACAACGCCAAGUACCGGCGCAUCCAAACUUUGAUCUACGACGCCCUGGAGAGACCGCGGGGCUGGGCGCUGCUGUACCACGCGCUGGUGUUCCUGAUUGUCCUGGGGUGCUUGAUCCUGGCCGUCCUGACCACCUUCAAGGAGUACGAGACUGUGUCAGGAGACUGGCUUCUGUUGCUGGAAACAUUUGCUAUUUUCAUCUUUGGAGCUGAGUUUGCGUUGAGGAUCUGGGCUGCUGGAUGUUGCUGCCGAUACAAAGGCUGGCGGGGACGACUGAAGUUUGCCAGGAAGCCCCUGUGCAUGCUGGACAUCUUCGUGCUGAUUGCUUCUGUGCCUGUAGUUGCUGUGGGAAACCAGGGCAAUGUCCUGGCCACCUCCCUGCGAAGCCUGCGCUUCCUACAGAUCCUGCGCAUGCUGCGGAUGGACAGGAGGGGUGGCACCUGGAAGCUCCUGGGCUCAGCUAUCUGCGCUCAUAGCAAAGAACUCAUCACUGCCUGGUACAUCGGCUUCCUGACGCUCAUCCUUUCUUCAUUUCUUGUUUACCUGGUUGAGAAAGAUGUGCCAGAAGUGGACGCACAAGGAGAGGAAAUGAAAGAGGAGUUUGAGACCUAUGCAGAUGCCCUGUGGUGGGGCCUGAUCACACUGGCCACCAUUGGCUAUGGAGACAAGACACCCAAAACGUGGGAAGGCCGUCUGAUCGCUGCCACCUUCUCCUUAAUUGGUGUCUCUUUUUUUGCUCUUCCAGCAGGCAUCCUGGGGUCAGGACUGGCACUCAAGGUGCAGGAGCAGCACCGUCAGAAGCACUUUGAGAAAAGGAGGAAGCCAGCUGCUGAGCUCAUCCAGGCUGCCUGGAGGUAUUAUGCUACCAACCCCAAUAGGAUUGACCUCGUGGCAACCUGGAGAUUUUAUGAAUCAGUCGUCUCUUUUCCAUUUUUCAGGAAAGAACAGCUGGAGGCAGCAGCCAGCCAAAAGCUGGGUCUCUUGGAUCGGGUUCGCCUUUCUAAUCCUCGUGGUAGCAAUACUAAAGGAAAGCUAUUUACCCCUCUGAAUGUAGAUGCCAUAGAAGAAAGUCCUUCUAAAGAACCAAAGCCUGUUGGCUUAAACAAUAAAGAGCGUUUCCGCACCGCCUUCCGAAUGAAAGCCUACGCUUUCUGGCAGAGCUCUGAAGAUGCUGGAACUGGCGAUCCCAUGGUUGAAGACAGGGGCUAUGGGAACGACUUCCUCAUAGAAGACAUGAUCCCCACCCUGAAGGCUGCCAUCCGGGCUGUCAGAAUUCUACAGUUCCGUCUCUAUAAAAAAAAAUUCAAGGAAACUUUGAGGCCUUAUGAUGUGAAGGAUGUGAUAGAGCAGUAUUCUGCAGGACAUCUCGACAUGCUCUCCAGGAUAAAGUACCUUCAGACGAGAAUAGAUAUGAUUUUCGCCCCUGGACCUCCAUCUACUCCAAAACACAAGAAGUCUCAGAAAGGGGCAGCAUUCACCUACCCAUCCCAGCAGUCUCCCAGGAAUGAACCAUUUGUAGCCAGAACGUCCACGGCAGAAAUGGAAGACCAAAGCAUGAUGGGAAAGUUUGUCAAAGUGGAAAGACAGGUGCAUGACAUGGGGAAGAAGUUGGACUUCCUGGUGGACAUGCACAUGCAGCACAUGGAGCGGCUGCAGGUCCAGGUCUCUGAGUACUACCCCGCCAAGGGGACUUGCUCGCCCGCUACAGGGGAGAAGGGGGACUGCAGGUAUUCCGACUUGAAAACCAUCCUCUGCAACUAUUCCGAACCAGGGCCCCGUGACCCUCCCUACAGCUUCCACCAGGUGCCCCUCGACAAGGUUGGCCCCUACGGGUUCUUUGCACACGACCCCGUGAACCUGCCCAGAGGGGAGCCCAGUUCUGCCAAGGCCCAGGCCGCCCUUCCCUCCUCGGCAAGCUCAUAUGCAGAAAGGCCCACCGUCCUGCCCAUCCUGACCCUGCUGGACUCCCCAGUGAGCUUCCACUCCCAGGCUGAGCCGCACGGCCCCUACUCGGAACACGUCUCGCCGCGGCAGAGACGCAGCCUCACGCGGGACAGCGACACGCCUCUGUCCCUGAUGUCGGUCAACCACGAGGAGCUGGAGCGGUCCCCGAGUGGCUUCAGCAUCUCUCAGGACAGGGACGAUUACGCGUUCGGCCCCGGUGGAGGCUCCAGCUGGAUGAGAGAGAAGCGCUACCUCGCCGAGGGUGAGACAGACACAGACACAGACCCCUUCACGCCCAGCGGGUCCAUGCCUCUGUCGUCCACGGGGGACGGGAUUUCAGAUUCCAUAUGGACCCCUUCCAACAAGCCCACUUAACAGGGGUCACUGGCUGACUCCCUGCGAUGGACACAGACUUUGAACAGCUCCCUGACCCCCGGCCUGCGCGUCCGUCGGGCGGGGAUGCCAGUAGCUGCAUUGAGUGCAUGCGCGUGCGCAGGGCCCGGCCAACGCGGGUUCUCAGCCUUCCUCCCCGGUCACCGCAACGAAGCCGCUUCCUUCUCAGCAUGGUUUGCAUGACUCGACACUGUAUAAGUGGUACCACUAGUCUCCUCUAGGAUACACCUCUAUCUGCUGUUCCUACUUUCAGUCAUGACUGGACCAGUACAGGGAGAGAUUACUGAUGAGCCGCGCUGUUUGUUUCUUUGGUUGACUGGUUGGGGUUUUGGUUUGGUAAGCAGAGAAUAUAGUUUAAGUUCUUCCUCAAAUCCCCACCCCCACCCCGUGUAAAAUAUUCCAGGAAUUAACUGUUUUCUAAAGCAAAGAAAUAAUUUUCUCAACAAGAACACGUUGCAUACUAAUGAGGCUGCUGACCGAGCAAACAUGAGGGAAGGUACAAGAUAGCCAUUAAGUCUCCAAAAUGAAGAAUUUAAAACUUAUUUUCUUAAGGAAGAGCCAGAAAAAAAAUUUAAAAAUUCUCAAAGGGACUUCACUUGCUCUGCCAUUGUCCAGUAUUGUGUCUUAGUUUCCCUAUCUGUAAAAGGCAUUGAUAAUCCCUAUUACAGCAUUUCACAUGUAUUAUAAACUGGUGGGGAGAAACCACACACACACACACACACACACACACAUCCCACAAACACAAAAAUUAAAAUAGUUAACCAAUUUAUGUAGCCAAAGAUAAUGAAAUUUACUAGCAGUGGAGUGGCCCUCUGGGCAGGAUCCAAGUUCAGCGUCUUCAAAAUGAGGUUCCAACUAUAAAAAAAAAUGAGAUUCCAACUCAUGUUGCUCCCUGUGUUAUUUAAAUGCAAAAUAACCUUGCAAAGCAAAAA